This is a messenger RNA of Phycomyces blakesleeanus NRRL 1555(-), 354 nucleotides long. RefSeq lists its product as hypothetical. NCBI's taxonomy places the organism in Eukaryota, Fungi, Mucoromycota, Mucoromycetes, Mucorales, Phycomycetaceae. The transcript has 3 exons. The record is from RefSeq and is a predicted model, not a curated record. Bases 1 to 354 code for a protein of 117 amino acids.
AUGUAUAUCUUCAACCUAAGCAACUGUCAACCACCUGUAGUUUUAAAUAGCAGGAUCUUUUACGGGAAUCUUUGUCCGGAUUUUAGUAAGUCGGGCAAUUACUUGAUGAUAAAUGUCAAAAUAUAUAUUAUUGGACUUGAAAUGUCUCUGCUAUCUUAUUGUCUGGAACUCUUAAUGAGCAAGUUAAAAUUGAAAGAAAACAAACUGCAUGCUUCACUCAGUAAAACAGCUCCUCUUUAUCUGCAUCACUCCAAAGUUGUCCUAAAUUUUGCUGUCUUUACAAUGGUUAAUCAUUUAGCUCAGCUAAAGCAAUGCUCUGUUACAGAUGUAUUGUCUUUGCCCAAAUCUUCUUAG